AUGAAAUCAAAUCACUACAGACCCCGGAUUACCUGGUGGAUGCGUCUCAACCGUUUCAUCUAUACUUUCGAGUCGCCGCUUUGUCUUCGUGGGAGCCUGACGCGUCUUCGUCACCGACACAGCUAUCCGCUUCUUGCUCUGCUCCGGCUUUUUCUACCUCUGCCGACAUGGCACUUCUCUCUCCCCAACCCUGUUCCUUUCAUGGUCAUGAGGGAUAAUUUCGGGCUUUUUAGGACUCGAGCGAGUUCUGCAGACCUGGUCAACAUGCGUUCUAUCCCUGUAUGGCGAGCCAGAGACACUCCUAUUCGAUCCAUUUACCGGAUCUAUGAAGCAAUGGCCGCGCGCGAAUAUGUAGCCAUAGGCCCAGAGGUGGAGUACUUUUGGUACCAAGCACGGCACUCAUGGUCGGUCCACUGCAUACCAGAUCCCUGUGAUCACGAUCCUAUACGGUAUGCUAUCCUUGCCUGUAUCGCAGAAGAGCUUGCGGAUGCGUUCAACUGGCGGCUGAGUCAAGGAUUGCGUCGUGAUGGCAAACAUAUCUACCGCGAGACACUCGACGAUGUUUUACCAAACUACACACCAGAAACUGCCCCUUCUUGGACUAGGAAGGUGCCUCCAAUUGACGUCAACUUGAUUGAAGGUUUACCAGAUGAUGUGCUAGACUCGUCGGGCAAGCUGAUACUUGAACAAGGUGGGCAGAAUCUUGUGUUUGCGGAGAGAAAUAUUGUCACAAAUACUGGUUACUUUCGAACCAUCUAG
Molecule: messenger RNA, 759 nt
Organism: Penicilliopsis zonata CBS 506.65
Lineage: Eukaryota; Fungi; Ascomycota; Eurotiomycetes; Eurotiales; Aspergillaceae
Exons: 1
Coding region: 1-759 (252 amino acids)
Source: RefSeq, a predicted model, not a curated record